CUCGGUCAGUGCAGUGUAGAACAUGAAGCCAAGCACAGUUUUCAGAGUUUGCACUCUUGGAAUACUUAGCAUCUUCGUAUUUUUCAUAAAUCCAACAGCUUGCUAUAUUAAAUCUUCCGUAGAACAGCGCCAGGAAAGGCGGGCAAUCGCAGUUCUAUUUGGGGCAGCAAGAGGUAAUGUAACAUUUACAGAAAGCGGCAACAAGGUACGGAUGAUUGGAGUCAUUGAAGGAUUGUCACCAGGCCAACAUGGCUUCCAUAUUCAUGAAAAGGGUGAUGUCAGUAUGGGAUGUGCAUCAACACUAGGCCAUUACAACCCACACAAUAAACAACAUGGAGCUCCUCAAGAUGCAAAUAGGCAUGCUGGAGAUCUUGGCAACAUUUUGGCUGAUGAGCGUGGAGUUGCUAGCUUCGUCAUAAAUGAUCAUCAUGUUCGUCUCACUGGUCCCACCUCUGUGCUUGGCAGAUCUGUUGUCGUUCACUCCGAUCCUGAUGACUUGGGAAAAGGAGGACAUCCUGACAGUUUGACCACUGGCCAUGCUGGAUCAAGGCUUGCUUGUGGCGUCAUUGGAACCUUGGAAACUGCUUCUAUGAUGCAUUCUGGUGCCUGGGUUCUUAAGGCUUCUUUAGUCCCUCUCAUCUCUCUUCUUCUUUUCAAUCUCUUGUAAUAAAUCUUUCAUGCUAAUACACCAUGUAUUUAUUUUCAGAAAUCUUAUACCUGUAUAGAAAAUUUUAAAAUUAAUUUUUGGAUUAUUUCCUAGUUAUUGUUAAAUUUAUAAGACUAAGUAUAUAUUAAUUCCAUAAUGUAGUUUCACACUUCUUUAAUAUUUUAUUAUACUUCAAAAUUUAAUAAAAUCUUUAUACUGAAUGUGAUACUCUUUGCAUGUUGGACAAAUAAUUGGUAAUUAUUCCAAUAAGACUUUAAAUGAAAGUUCAAAAUUAUGUAGAAAAACAAAUGUCAGUCAUUAGUUAGCAACAGUUUUAUUUUUAUAUUUUUGAAUGUAUUAUAAUUUUUAUGUAUACAUGUUUUACCAUCAAUAAAAUCAAAAGAGGCUUAAUAAUGUAAACUGUUGCUUUCUUUGAGCCUAGGGAAGUCAAAAAACUGUUUUAUUAAUGAAUAUGUGAAUAAAUAACAACUAAUUCAUAGUAAAUUAGACCUUAUUUAUUUUUAUUAUUAUUUUUUAAAUCUUGUAUUUAUCUUGCAACAUAUUUUUUUUAGAAUCUCUAGAUAUUGAAUAUAUUCAUUUUUUUUAAAUAGUUAUUAUUAAGUAUUAAGAUAAAUUUCACUCUGAUGAAGGCAUAAAACAUAGGCCAUAAAAGAUCGCCACACAAUAAAGUAAGGCUUCUU
Messenger RNA from Nezara viridula (southern green stink bug), 1347 nucleotides. The record is from the annotation of a GenBank genome assembly. NCBI's taxonomy places the organism in Eukaryota, Metazoa, Arthropoda, Insecta, Hemiptera, Pentatomidae.